CCACGCCAAUGUCCUAAAACACUGACUAAGACUUAUUUGAACAUGCCUUGUUGUCUAUAUUCCGUCAACAAAAUGAGGAGACAAAUAUUCCGAAUGAGUUCACGCGCAGCAGCAGCUUUACUUCCGCGACGUGCUGUCACUGCUGUCACCCUGUGGCUGCGACGCAAAACUACACGGAGCAAGAACACCGGAGAUUUCUGCCAGAGCAACCAAGUGAGUCAGGACAGCUUUAACAUGGAUCAUCCUGCAGCCAAGAAAACCUGCUGUGAAUCUGUGCAAGAUUUCUUCACCUCGGCCAAAUUCCUCAUUUACAUGGGACAUGCUCUGUCAACGUGGGGUGACCGGAUGUGGAACUUUGCCGUGGCCGUUUUCCUGGUGGAGUUGUACGGGAACAGCCUGCUGCUCACGGCUGUGUACGGGCUGGUGGUGGCCGGCUCUGUGCUGCUGCUGGGGGCCAUCAUCGGAGACUGGGUGGACAGAAACCCGAGACUCAAAGUGGCCCAGACUUCACUGCUCGUCCAGAACAGCUGCGUCAUCGCCUGUGGGGUCCUCCUGAUGGUUGUUUUCCAGUACAAAGAACAGCUCGCGAGUCUCUACAGUGGAUGGAUUCUGACCAUUUGCUACAUUCUGGUCAUCACCAUCGCCAACAUCGCCAACCUUGCGAGCACGGCGACGUCCAUCACCAUCCAGAGGGACUGGGUCGUGGUCGUGGCCGGUCAGGACAGCAGCAAGUUGGCAGACAUGAAUGCCACUGUGAGGAUUAUUGACCAGUUGACCAACAUCCUGGCUCCAAUGCUGGUGGGUCAGAUAAUGGCCUUUGGCUCUCAUUUCAUUGGCUGUGGUUUCAUCUCUGGAUGGAACCUGUGCUCCAUGUGUUUGGAGUACACACUGCUGUGGAAGGUCUACCAGAAGACGCCGGCGUUGGCCAUGAAGGGUGGACAGAAGGAGUCGGGGCAGGAGCUGAAACAGCUGAAUAACCAAAAAGACUUGGAGAACGGCCAGAAUCCAGAGGAAUCUUCUCAGCCUCUGAUGAACGAAGCCUCAAUGGUGGAGAAGGCCGACUCUUCCAAAGAGCAGAGUUGUUGCUACCAGGUGACCGAACCCCUGCGCACCCUCAAGAGCGGCUGGGUGGCUUACUACAAUCAGAACAUCUUUCUGGCUGGGUUGUCCCUGGCUUGCCUCUACAUGACGGUACUGGGGUUCGACUGCAUCACCACUGGUUACGCCUACACACAGGGGCUCAACGGCUCAGUGCUCAGCCUACUAAUGGGAGCUUCGGCUGUGUUCGGUAUCUGCGGCACUGUCGCCUUCACUUGGAUUCGCAAGAAGUGCGGCUUGAUUCGCACCGGCUUCAUCUCAGGCGUGGCUCAGCUGUCCUGCCUCCUGCUGUGUGUGGCCUCCGUGUUCACACCCGGCAGCCCCUUCAACCUGAAUGUGUCACCUUUCCAGGACCUCUACUCUCACUUAAUGGGAGAGACGACUCUGCUCGAACCUGACCACAACAUUCACGUGGGGGUCAAUGCCACCAGUUCUGCCCCGUCUGAAGAGCUGCCAACACCUCUGGAGUCUUACAUAUCCGUCAGUCUGUUGUUUGCUGGCGUCAUCGCUGCUAGAGUUGGACUAUGGUCCUUUGACCUGACAGUGACCCAGCUCAUCCAGGAGAACGUAAUCGAGUCGGAGCGAGGUGUGAUCAACGGUGUCCAAAACUCCAUGAAUUACCUCUUAGACCUGCUGCACUUCAUCAUGGUGAUUCUGGCUCCAAACCCAGAGGCCUUCGGCCUGCUGGUCAUCAUCUCUGUCUCCUUUGUGGCCAUUGGUCACGCCAUGUACUUCAGGUUUGCUUUCAAGAGCCUGGGUACCCGCCUCUUCCUCUGCUGCUCACCAGAGCAGAAGGUGGAGACGGCGGAAAGCCCCUCACUUCCUACCACCGUCUAACCAGGUUAAAGAGACUCUGUCCAGGGUACAUAUUUCACAAAGCCUUACCCAAACCUUGCAUCUUAUUUAUCUUACUAACACCAUAGCUUGUAGCUGGCAGAAUGCUAAUGCUAACACAAACCAGAACUUAACAUGUAGGCGGCAAGUAGAGGUUACAGUCCUAAAGAAAUGGAAUCUGUAGAAUUUUUUUCUAGACGCAGCAGGGGUUUCGCUAACUUUCACCUGCUGCUCCAUGCUACGUAGCACAUGCCUCACAUACGUCACAAAGGAUCCUAUUAAAGGUUUGUAAAUGGAUUCUUCAGCGAACAAACGUAUCAAGACGAGGGAGAAAUGUUGCAGGGAGGCGAGCACAUGAGGCUGGACACCUUUCAGUGACACCACUGGUGCUGUAGCCCGCCGCCGUGUGUGCUAGCUGUUAGCCUGCGUCAGCUAACGCGUCCAUGUAUGAAGAGCAGGUUGUGGACGUCUUUUUAUGUGAGCGAACACAAAGCUGGGAUUCAGUGUCUUUAAUGCGUGGUUAUAAGGGUUAUGCAAUUAACUGUAUUUAUUCAGGAAGAGCAAACAGUGGUUGCUGUUUUUUUUUUUUUUGUUUUUUUUCAUAUAGUAACUGUAUCAUCAGUAUUGUCGCGCGCUCAUGAUUGUGCCAUAAGAAUACAAAGAAAUCCUAUGCACCCUUAUCAACAGUUAUCUCACUUACCAAAGUCUAUGUGGUGUAAAAGGCAGUGAAAGGAAGCCAGUUAUCUGUCUGAAGCAUUGCAAAUAUAUCACGGGAAAGACGUGCAAGUUCAAUAAUGCUUCGGUAUAACCAUCGGAAUUAUUUUAACCCGCUCUGAGAUUGUACUUCCUGUUAGUUUACAUCAGUAGAUUAAUUUAGUCACCUUUUAUGAUUUGUUUCUUUUGAGUUUUUAUUUUUUUUAAUCUUGAUUGUUGUUACACAGGCACUUUAAGUGAUUGACGUGUGUCAUUACACCCACUGCAUGAUCAGGUAUUUGAUCAAUAUUUUUGCACAAGGGUGGAAGUCCUGACCCACCCACCCAUUUCAGUCCCUCAUCGUUCUGUUCUCCAGUCUGUUCAGGCGCUGCAUUCAAAAAAAGGCACAUAGUGGAACACUCGGCACCACACAGAAAAACUGGAUCAGCCCUGAGUUUAAAUCACACAGCCCCUAUUACUCAGGAAGUCGUUAUUCUUAUUUAAAGUGAUAGUUUUUUUUAAGGUUGUAUGAGGUAAAAGCUGAUUUUAGAC
This is a messenger RNA of Solea solea (common sole), 3177 nucleotides long. RefSeq names its product solute carrier family 40 member 1 (gene slc40a1). Gene Ontology annotation, biological process: iron ion transmembrane transport. Gene Ontology annotation, molecular function: peptide hormone binding; iron ion transmembrane transporter activity. Bases 43 to 1935 code for a protein of 630 amino acids. Lineage: Eukaryota; Metazoa; Chordata; Actinopteri; Pleuronectiformes; Soleidae. The record is from RefSeq and is a predicted model, not a curated record. Gene Ontology annotation, cellular component: basolateral plasma membrane. The transcript has 9 exons.